UUACAUUAGACACAUUUUUCAAAAAAGAAAUCACCUGUUAUCAUUGGGAAAACACUCUGUUCAAAAUGCAAAACUCAUCUGGCAAUUAUAGGCACUUACAUACACACCUGAAAACACUUGUACAGAAAACAGAACACCAAUCGGUCUGAGCCUUAGCACUACAAAUAGGCCUCAGGUAAGACAUUCUGAGAACUUUGCAAGCAUGGAGGCAAUGCGAGUAAGAGUAAGAGGAGGACAAAGAGAGAGAGGAGUUGGACGUGGACGUGGACGUGGAAGAGGACAAAGACGAGGACCAGUGCGGAGACGUGUAUCGGAUGACAUCAGGGCUACUCUGGUGGACCAUGUCAUAAAUCAUGGCUUAUCCAUGAGGGAGGCUGGGCAAAGAGUCCACCCUAACCUCAGUCGCUACACAGUAGCAUCGAUAAUAAGAACAUUCCGACUGGAGAACAGAAUGGUUGGGCUACCUCCUCGAGGUGGAAGGGAACGUCUCUUUAUUCAAGAACAAGAGCUUGCCAUCGUUCAAAUGGUGCAAGAAAAUAACGCAAUCCGACUUCGUGAGUUGCAACAGCGCAUAAUUGCAGAUAGAAUGGUAUUCAACAAUAUCAACAGGGUCAGCAUUUCUACAAUAAGUCGCAUCCUACAGAAACAUAACUUCAGAAUGAAGCAGCUGUACAGGGUGCCAUUUGAGAGGAACAGUGUCAGGGUCAAGGAUCUGCGCCAUGAUUAUGUGCAGACAGUUUUGGAUUUUGAUGCCGCCGAACAGCCACAUGAGUUCAUCUAUGUGGAUGAGGCAGGCUUUAAUCUGGCCAAAACCAGGCGUCGAGGCCGUAACAUAGUUGGACAAAGGGCUGUUGUAAAUGUCCCUGGGCAACGUUGGGGAAAUAUCACCUUGUGUGCUGCAAUUAGUGUCCAAGGAGUCCUGCAUCAUCAUGCCACUCUAGGUCCCUACAAUACAGGACAGACCAUUGUAUUUCUAGAUGCACUACAUGCAGUUGUACAGGACAAACCACAGCAGCCCAGGUUUGUUGUCAUCUGGGAUAAUGUUAGUUUCCACCGGGCUGCUCUGGUCCAAGAUUGCUUCACCAACCAUAACAAUUUUACACCUUUAUACCUGCCCCCUUACAGCCCCUUUCUAAAUGCAAUCGAGGAAUUAUUUUCAGCAUGGCGGUGGAAAGUCUAUGAUCGGCAACCACACGCCCGCAUGCCUCUUCUGCAAGCAAUGGAAGAGGCAUGUGGAGACAUUGAGGUGGGAUCCAUCCAAGGGUGGAUUAGGCACACAAGACGAUAUUUUCCCCGAUGCCUAGCCCGCGAGGACAUCGCCUGUGAUGUCGACGAUGUCUUGUGGCCAGAUCCAAACAGAAGGUGUACUUUUGCAAAAGGUGUGAUCACUUUUCUCAACAAUCUAUAA
Molecule: messenger RNA, 1408 nt
Organism: Tachysurus vachellii
Lineage: Eukaryota; Metazoa; Chordata; Actinopteri; Siluriformes; Bagridae
Exons: 4
Coding region: 203-1408 (401 amino acids)
Molecular function (GO): nucleic acid binding
Source: RefSeq, a predicted model, not a curated record